GUGGCGAGCCUCCUUAUCCCUGUCUUUCCCUCCUUGUUCUUCCUAUGUCCUACAACCUUAGUCCCAUUACUUGAUAUUUUUUUCAAUUUCUUCGAGGUUUUGUUCUCCACCAAUCUCUUCAUUUCACUACACACAUGGAGUUACGAACCGCAAUUCUCCAAUCCUCUUGUUCACUUCCUCCCAGGUUUCACACUCUUAAACCCACCGCAGAUUUUCCCUCCCCCUUCUCCUUUUUCGUUACAAAUCCACUUAGACUUUCAUGCUUCAAAGAUCAACAGCAUUCCUUUCUAGUCGCAGCGCGUGACACAAGGGCAGUGCUGAAUUGUAUCAGUGAAGGGUUGUCUUGUACUGGUACCAGUAGAGGUGAUGGUUCUUGUGAUGAUCCUAGAGGUAGUGAUGAGAAAAGGGAUGGUGAGGAUGGCAUGGGGUUCUUGGAUAACUAUGAAAUAAUCAUUAGAGAUUGUGACAAGCUAAUUGAGGCUUUCAUGGCAGAGGGGACCGAUUGGAGGAGCUUGUUAGUUUUCAACAAGAAGUGGAACAAUAUUAGGCCUCAUUUUUUUAGACAUUGUCAGGAUAAAGCUGAUGCAGAAGACAAUUUGGUGAUGAAGAACAAGCUGCUCUCACUUGGAACGAAGCUUAAAGAGAUAGAUGAAGAAUUGCAGAGACAUAAUGAACUUAUCGAAAUGAUCAAAGGGAAUCCAUCUGAAAUUAGUGAAAUUGUCUCCAGGAGUCGUAAAGACUUCACGAAAGAAUUCUUUAUGCAUCUUCGUAUAAUAGCUGAAUCGUAUGACGACAAUCCUGACAUACAAAAUGAUUUGGAAAAGCUUCGGAGUAUGUGCUUGGCUGCUGUAAAAGUCUAUGACACUGCAACUGAAAGCAUUGAAGCACUGAAUGCUGCAGAAUUGAACUUCCAAGAUAUUAUCUAUUCUCCCGUGGAUGAUUCUUGCUGGAAGAUAGACAAUGUAGCUGAGAAUAGUCAAUGCUUCAUUCCAGAAUUAGUAGCUCAUUGGCUGCGAUUGUGUUAUAAUGUGGAAGAAGUAGGAAGGAUACAUGCAAUUGUCUUGAAAUGUUUUAGUCAUUCAGUUACUUAUGUUGAUAAUAAUUUGAUUUGUAGUUAUUUAAGAUUGGGUAAGUUAGCUCAGGCUCGUAGGGUGUUUGAUGGAAUGUCAAGGAAGAAUACUGUUACGUGGACUGCUAUUAUUGAUGGAUAUUUAAAAUUUAACUUGGAUGAUGAAGCUUUUGAGUUAUUUCAAGAUUCAGUUAAACAUGGGGUUCCAGCAAACAGUAAGAUGUUUGUCUGUAUCAUGAAUUUGUGUGGUAAAAGAGUGGAUUUGGAGUUGGGGAAACAAAUCCAUGCUCGUAUUUUGAAAAGCAGAUGGAGGAAUUUAAUUGUUGACAAUGCAGUUAUUCAUUUUUAUGCAAAAUGUGGCAAUAUAUCAAGUGCAUUUCAAACAUUUGAUUGUAUGGCAGAGCGAGAUGUAAUAUGUUGGACGACUAUGAUUACUGCUUGUUCCCAACAAGGGUAUGGACAUGAAGCCUUGUUGAUGUUGUCACAAAUGCUCGGUGACGGUUUCUUUCCUAAUGAAUAUACUAUAUGUAGUACACUAAAGGCUUGUGGAGAGAAUAAAGCAUUGAAAUUUGGGACACAGCUGCACGGUGCCAUAAUAAAGAAGAUCUGUAAGAGUGAUGUUUUUAUCGGAACUUCCCUAGUUGAUAUGUAUGCAAAAUGUGGGGUGAUGGUGGAUUCUAGGGAAGUGUUUGAUAGAAUGAGAAUUAGAAAUACUGCUACUUGGACAUCUAUUAUAUCAGGAUAUGCUCGAAAUGGGUUUGGUGAAGAGGCAAUAAGCUUCUUCCAAAUAAUGAAGAGCAAAAGAAUACCUGUUAAUAAAUUGACAAUUUUAAGUGUCUUGAUGGCUUGUGGCACAAUUAAGGCUUCACUAAUUGGAAGAGAAGUUCAUGCACAGAUAAUCAAAAGUAUUAACCAUACUAACAUAUACAUAGGAAGCACUUUGGUAUGGUUCUAUUGCAAAUGUAAAGAAUACUCUCAUGCUUUGAAGGUGCUCCAACAUUUGCCUUUUAGGGAUGUUGUUUCAUGGACUGCCAUUAUCUCUGGGUGUUGCAGGCUUGGGCUUGAACAUGAGGCUUUGGAAUUUUUGCAGAAAAUGAUGGAGGAAGGCGUGCUGCCUAAUUCCUAUACUUACUCAUCAGCCUUGAAAGCUUGUGCAGAACUAGAAGCUCCAAUGCAAGGAAAAUUAAUUCAUUCCUAUGCAAGCAAGACCCCUGCCUUGUCUAAUGUAUUUGUAAACAGUGCUUUAAUAUAUAUGUAUUCAAAAUGUGGAUAUGUUGCUGAUGCUUUUCAAGUUUUUGACAACAUGCCAGAGAGGAAUUUAGUUUCUUGGGAAUCCAUGAUUUUGGCUUAUGCAAGGAAUGGGCAUACUAGAGAGGCUCUGAAGCUCAUGCGUAGAAUGCAAGUUGAAGGUUUUGUGGUGGGUGAUUAUAUCCAUGCAACAGUUCUUACUGCCUGUGGGGGUGUUGAGCACGGAGACAUUCUUCAGGAUAGCAUGUCUUCUUCUCAUCACUUGCAUUCCUAGCAUUCUUUUACCGGAUAGGAUCAUCAAUGAACAUUGUAGAACAAGUGAUAGCCUAAUUAGAUGAGAAGGAUUAGACGUAUAGAAGCUAAAGGACAAUGUAUACUCAGUAGAUGAGAAGGAUACAGAAAGAUUUUUAGUAACGAUGUGCCACCAAAUGCUAGUGAUAGCCUUCAUUUGUUGUCUUUGCAUCUACCCUUAAUGUAAAAGAUUUAACAUGAUGAGAAAAUGAAAAAGGAAACAGGAAUAUCUCAAUCACUUCAUGACCAAAUGGGUUUUCUAUGAGUGACAUUGUCUCAGAAAGAUUCCAUUUACGAUGAAGGUUGCUGGUCUCAAAAUAAGAUCUGUGUAUUGUAUUGUGUUAUUCACUUUGGCACUUUCACUAUAAUCCUAAAGCAAACUGUAAAUUAGAGCACAGGAGAAAGUUCGUAAAUGUGCCUCACUCCACUCCACUAUAACACAUGGAAUCUCUUGCACACUACAUCCAUCAUGUUAAUGUAUCUUAAUUUACGCUCAAAAUCAAAUCCUGAGACUAAGACAUGUUAAAGAGUAGUAUACUAGUAUUUUAUUUUUCCUUUCUAGUGCACAAACUCUUGCUUUCUUUAAAUAAGGAUUUUUUUUUGUUACACGCUAAUAUCAGAGCAAUGAGAGCUUCAUAUUAUGAAAGAGAAACAAUAUUUUUGGUAUAA
This is a messenger RNA of Cajanus cajan (pigeon pea), 3277 nucleotides long. Its product is annotated as Pentatricopeptide repeat (PPR) superfamily protein. Lineage: Eukaryota; Viridiplantae; Streptophyta; Magnoliopsida; Fabales; Fabaceae. The record is from RefSeq and is a predicted model, not a curated record. Gene Ontology annotation, molecular function: protein binding.